CACAUUAUCGAGAGCAGGUCUCUCCAGUUGUUCCUGGGCAGGCGCGUUUGAAAGGGUGCCGCCGAGGGCGGCCUCAGAGGGGCAGGGAGCACCCAACCCUCCCUGGCAAGGGAGAAGAUGCUUGCCUGCUGCACCCCACCAGAAAGCCCACCUCGCUGCCAGCCUUAACCCCACCUGACUCCUCAUCAGGGGAGGGGAGCUCGCCACAGCUGGAAGGCACUGGACAGGUGAAUGGACAGCGACCCCACAUUGAAAGAAAUCAAAUCAGGAACCGCCGAUGCUGAUCCGACGCCUCGGCCGUCCCCCGGAGCGUCCUGACAUGCAUUUUUGCUCACAAAGCAUCACUGAAGAAUGGGGCUCAACUUGACACUUGCCAGACUACCAAAUGACGGGGCUCACGGCCAAGGGAGUCUCACCUCAAGUAACUCCAGUGCUGGGUUCCGAGCGAAUGCCACCCUGCACAAUGAGUUUGACACUAUCAUCCUGCCUGUGCUCUACCUGGUCCUGUUCGUGGCCAGCAUCCUGCUGAACGGGCUGGCAGUGUGGAUCUUCUUCCACAUCAGGAAUAAAACCAGCUUCAUAUUUUACCUCAAGAACAUAGUGGUGGCUGACCUUGUCAUGACACUGACGUUUCCCUUUCGGAUUGUGCACGAUGCAGGCUUUGGCCCCUGGUACUUCAAGUUCAUCCUCUGCAGAUACACGUCGGUUCUGUUUUAUGCAAACAUGUACACAUGCAUCGUGUUUCUCGGGCUGAUCAGCAUCGACCGCUACCUGAAGGUGGUGAAGCCCUUUGGGGACUCGCGAAUGUACAGCGUGACCUUCACAAAGGUGCUGUCUGGCUGUGUGUGGGCGGUCACAGUUCUGCUGUCCUUGCCAAACAUCAUCCUCACCAACGUUCAGCCCACCCAGGAGAACAUCCAUGAUUGCAUGAGGCUCAAAAAUCCGCUAGGUGUCCGGUGGCAUCGGGCUGUUGUUUACGUCCACAGCUGCCUGUUCGUGGUGGUGCUGGUGAUUUUGAUCGGCUGCUACAUUGCCAUUUCCAGAUAUAUCCACAAAUCCAGCCGGCAGUUCAUCAGCCAGUCUAGCCGGAAGCGCAAGCACAACCAAAGCAUCCGGGUUGUUGUGGCUGUGUUCUUCACCUGCUUCCUGCCCUACCAUCUGUGCAGGAUCCCCUUCACCUUCAGCCACCUGGACAGGCUCCUGGAUGAGUCCGCACACAAGAUCCUGUACUACUGCGAGGAAAUGACGCUUUUCUUGUCUGCGUGCAACGUUUGCCUGGAUCCAAUAAUUUACUUUUUCAUGUGCAGGUCAUUUUCAAGAAGGUUGUUCAAGAAAUCCAAUAUCAGAACCAGAAGUGAGAGCAUCAGGUCACUGCAGAGUGUCAGAAGGUCGGAAGUCCGCAUAUAUUAUGACUAUACUGAUGUGUGAGGCUGGGGCGGGGGGUAUCCCUGUGGGGGUUCUUGUACAGAGUGUAAAUAAAUGUCACUUUCCAUUAUUGUG
This is a messenger RNA of Ictidomys tridecemlineatus (thirteen-lined ground squirrel), 1500 nucleotides long. It is a transcript of the gene Gpr87, whose product is annotated as G protein-coupled receptor 87. Gene Ontology annotation, biological process: G protein-coupled receptor signaling pathway. Gene Ontology annotation, cellular component: membrane. Lineage: Eukaryota; Metazoa; Chordata; Mammalia; Rodentia; Sciuridae. The record is from RefSeq and is a predicted model, not a curated record. Gene Ontology annotation, molecular function: G protein-coupled purinergic nucleotide receptor activity.